Messenger RNA from Trichosporon asahii var. asahii CBS 2479, 1074 nucleotides. RefSeq lists its product as uncharacterized. The transcript is spliced from 7 exons. The coding region runs from base 1 to 1074 and encodes 357 amino acids. Gene Ontology annotation, molecular function: protein homodimerization activity; glycerol-3-phosphate dehydrogenase [NAD(P)+] activity; NAD binding. Gene Ontology annotation, biological process: carbohydrate metabolic process; glycerol-3-phosphate catabolic process. Lineage: Eukaryota; Fungi; Basidiomycota; Tremellomycetes; Trichosporonales; Trichosporonaceae. Gene Ontology annotation, cellular component: cytosol; glycerol-3-phosphate dehydrogenase (FAD) complex; nucleus. The record is from RefSeq and is a predicted model, not a curated record.
AUGGCCCCCCAGAAAGAGCAGGUCGCCAUCCUCGGCUCUGGCAACUGGGGCUCGGCCAUCGCCAAGAUUGCUGGCAUCAACGUUCUCAAGCAUGAAAACGAGUUCCACUCCCGCGUCCCCAUGUGGGUCUUUGAGGAGCAGAUCGACGGCCGCAACCUGACCGACAUCAUCAACGAGAAGCACGUCAACGUCAAGUACCUCCCGGACAUUACGCUCGGCUACAACGUCGUCGCCGUCCCCGACAUUGUCGAGACGGUCAAGGACGCCACCGCCAUCAUCUUCGUCAUGCCCCACCAGUUCCUCGACAAGGUCCUCGACGACAUCUCGGGCCACGUCUCGCCGAACGCCAAGGCCAUCUCGCUCAUCAAGGGCGUCGACGUCAAGGGCGCCGACAUCCACAUCUUUGCCGAUGUCAUUGAGAAGCGCCUCGGCAUCCCCUGCUCUGCCCUCAGUGGCGCCAACAUUGCCUCCGAGGUCGCACUCGGGCGCUUCUCCGAGACCACGAUCGGAUACCGCAACGAGGCCGACGGCAUCAUGUGGCAGAAGGUGUUCCAGACCCCCAAGUUCCGCGUCCAGCUGAUCGACGACGUCACGGGCGUCUCGCUCUGCGGCGCCCUCAAGAACGUUGUGGCUGUCGCUGCCGGUCUCAGCGACGGUCUCGGCUACGGCGACAACACCAAGUGUAAGCUAACAUUACCUGUCAGCGAGCUAACUGCAGCCGCCAUCAUGCGUAUCGGUCUCGUCGAGACGACGCACUUCUGCAUGGAGUUCUUCGACGACGUCAAGCCCGAGACUUUCCUGAAGGAGUCUGCCGGUGUCGCCGACCUGAUCACGUCGUGUCUCGGAGGACGCAACCGCAAGUGUGCCGAGGCGUUUGUCAAGACGGGCAAGCCAUUCGACGUGCUCGAGCGCGAAAUGCUGGGCGGGCAGAAACUCCAGGGCAUCCACACGGCAAAGGACGUCCACAUGUUCCUCAAGGCGCGCAACAAGCUCGGCGCGUACCCGCUCUUCGACAAGGUCUACCACAUCUCCUGGGACGGCAUGGACCCGACCACGCUGACCGACGGACUGUGA